Molecule: messenger RNA, 948 nt
Organism: Talpa occidentalis (Iberian mole)
Lineage: Eukaryota; Metazoa; Chordata; Mammalia; Eulipotyphla; Talpidae
Product: olfactory receptor 12-like
Exons: 1
Coding region: 1-948 (315 amino acids)
Biological process (GO): G protein-coupled receptor signaling pathway; sensory perception of smell
Cellular component (GO): membrane
Molecular function (GO): odorant binding; G protein-coupled receptor activity; olfactory receptor activity
Source: RefSeq, a predicted model, not a curated record
AUGAAGAGUGAGCUCAACAGGAAUUACUCAGAGGUGACUGAGUUUAUUCUGCUGGGAUUCAAAACAUCUCCAGAAGUGCAAAUCCUCUUAUUCGUACUCUUCUUGCUUAUCUACAUGGUCAUUGUGGUAGGAAAUAUCAGCAUGCUAAUUGUUAUUAAAAUAGACUCCAGACUUCACACACCUAUGUACUUUUUCAUCAGAAAUUUGUCCUGCUUAGACAUCUGUUACUCUACAGUCAUUGCUCCCAAAACCCUCGCUACUUUCUUGUCGAAGGAAAAGAAAAUUUCUUACAAUGGUUGUGCAACACAGUUCUUUUUCUUUGCUCUCUUUGUUGGCACUGAAGGCUUUCUUCUGGCUGUGAUGGCAUAUGACCGCUUCUCAGCCAUCUGCUCACCUUUCCUCUACACGGUGCGCAUGUCUCAGAUGGCCUGUGCCCGUCUGGUCCUCACCUCCUAUAUCUGUGGAAGCAUCAACUCUAUGAUACAAACAGGUUUUACCUUCAGUUUGCGUUUCUGUGGAGAAAACAGAUUAGACCAUUUUUUCUGUGAUGUCCCAGCCCUGAUCAAGAUCUCCUGCGUGGACACCUUUGUGAAUGAGAUCGUGCUGUUCAUUCUGUCUGCUUCCAUCAUCAUCAGCACCACAGCUGUCAUUCUGGUUUCCUAUGCCUAUAUCCUCUCCACUGUCCUGAAGAUCCCUUCCACCAGCGGCCGGAGUAAGACUUUCUCCACCUGCACCUCGCACAUCACUGUGGUGAGUUUAUUCUAUGGCACUGUGUUCUUCAUGUAUGCCCAACCUGGGGCCAUCUCCUCGCCAGAAAAGAGUAAGGUUAUAGCUGUGUUCUAUACUCUUGUCAUCCCUAUGUUGAAUCCUUUGAUUUAUAGUCUAAGGAAUAGGGAGGUGAAAAAUGCUGUGAAAAGGAUAUUGUUGAGAAAAACAUCUUUUCAUUGA